AUAAUGGAAAGUUUUAUAGACUUGACUUAACUUGAGCCUAUUCCAUACAAAAAUACAAUUGCUGUAUUGAAUGAAUACAUGCUCUAGAACAUUGACUUUUUGAACAAGUAUUAUGAACUACAAUAAUUACAGAUUUGGACAUUUCAAUGAAAAUAAAUUAUUUGAAAUGGAAGUAGUUUUGGAUGAAAUAGAAUCUAAAGUACUUUUAUUGGAAAAGAAACUGGAAUCAGUUCCUCCUGAAUUCUUAAAUGGUUUAGUGGUGCCUCCUCUUUAAUAAUAAUUAUAAGUGGCACAACCACAAUCUGUAUAACAAUAAAGUAUAUUGAUGUUGCAAUAGUAGAUGAGUAAAAUAAUGCAAUUCCUCCUCCACCUCCUCCUCCUCCUCCUUAAAACUAUUAAUAAGCUGUACAAAAUUAAGAUGCAUCUUAUGCUGCUGUACCUCCACCAUCUUAAAUGGAAUAAUAAUAAGUUUAAUAAGAAGAGUAAGUUUAAGAAGAAUAACCAUAAUAAUAAGAAGAAGUAGAAGAUGGUAUGAAUUCAUAAUGAUAAUAAUUUAGAAAGAUUAGAUAAAUAUAAAAAACUAUUAAGUUAUGGAGUCAAUGCAUAAUAGUUGAAAAUGAAAAUGUAAAUGGAAGGUUUGGAUCCAAAUUUAUUAGACAAGUAUUUGACUUGAUAAUGU
Paramecium pentaurelia is the source of this 679-nucleotide messenger RNA. Lineage: Eukaryota; Ciliophora; Oligohymenophorea; Peniculida; Parameciidae. The record is from the annotation of a GenBank genome assembly.